Messenger RNA from Electrophorus electricus (electric eel), 4185 nucleotides. RefSeq names its product regulator of G protein signaling 19 (gene rgs19). The record is from RefSeq and is a predicted model, not a curated record. NCBI's taxonomy places the organism in Eukaryota, Metazoa, Chordata, Actinopteri, Gymnotiformes, Gymnotidae.
AUUGUUGUUGUUGUUGUUAUUAUUAAGUUAGGCUUUCCACUGGGUGGAAACAGUGUUCUCAGAUAGUAUCCUGUAUUGACCACUUUCUGGUGUAAAAUGUCAACUUCCUUCUACAAUCUUUCACACAUAUGCAAACGCUUCCUCUUGCUGUUUUAGCUCACUGUCCCGCAGUCCUGCAGAGGAACAUGUUAGUGUGCGCUGUGUCCUCACUCGGACUCAGUACAGAGGGUUGUUGUUACUCUUUAAAGGCUGAUGUUGGUUUGGUCACAGGCUCCGUUAUGAGACUCUUUUACUGUAACAAUUGUGUGUGUGUGUGUGUGUGUGUGUGUGUGUGUGUGGUUCCACAGAGACCAUCCAUUCAUCUGAAUAUGCCUGUACACUCUGAUCAGGCCCUAUCCCGGCAGACCGCGAGUCUCCGAUGGCGCGGAGCGGGACGUCCCCGAGCCGGGCCCAGCUCUCCUCCCCGGGACACAGGCCCAACACCUGCUGCUUCUGCUGGUGCUGCUGCUGUAGCUGCUCAUGUCUCACUGUUAGGAGAGAAGAUGAGAACCGUGGUAGGCUGAAAGUCCAGGAGACUAAGCUGGAGACCAUAUCAAACUGUGAAGCUUGCACCAAACCGUCGGUGGAGGAGAUGAAGCAGUGGGCUCAGUCCUUCGAUAAGCUGAUGAAGAACCCGGCAGGGCGGAACGUGUUCCGCGAGUUCCUGCGCACAGAGUACAGCGAGGAGAACAUGCUCUUCUGGCUGGCCUGCGAGGACCUGAAGAAGGAGAUUAACAAGAGCGCCAUCGAGGAGAAGGCACGCAUGAUCUACGAAGACUACAUUUCUAUUCUCUCGCCUAAAGAGGUGAGCCUGGACUCGCGGGUGCGGGAGGUGAUCAACAGGAAGAUGCAGGAGCCGACUCCGCACACGUUUGAGGACGCGCAGUUGCAGAUCUACACACUCAUGCACAGAGACUCCUACCCACGCUUCCUCAAUUCCCCCAUCUACAGGUCUCUGGUGCAGGGGGGCUCGCGGUCCUCCUCGGAGUCCUAGAACAGCCCUCCCGUCCCCAACCCACUCUGCCUCUCGCCGCCCGGCCCUCCACACCUUGUGCCAUCGCACAGCCACUAAAAUAGAAAGGACGCCUUCAAGUUCAAGUGGGAUUUUAACCUUCUCGGCAGUUUUUUUGUUGUUGUUUAUUUGUUUGGGGGGUUUUUUUUGGUCACCGACAUUCUUUUUUUUUGUCUCUUUGGAAUUAGCCCCAUAAACUGCACCUCGUGUCUGUUUUGGAAGAAAAAACCUUCCUUCUGGAUGUUUUUGAACUGGCACAGACUGAAACUGGAAGACACAGGGUUGAAGAAGUAGUACCCCCCCCCCCAAAAAAAAUUAUUUCACAGCUACAACUACUGAUCAGAACAAUUAUGUUUUUACUUUUUGUGCUUAUAUUUUCUCUCUCUUUUCAAUAAGUACACAUCAGAACCCAGUUUAGAAGUUGCUGACCAGAGAUGAGAAAGGCUCUGCAAUAAGACAGACUGGAGUCGACGUUCUCCGCUCUGCACCUGACCAGUUUGCCUAUUGCCCAUCACCUCUGACCUGUCCACCGUCUCCCUUCUUUGAUUGGCUCUCCGAGGCGAGGGGUUGAGUGGUGAUUGCGCGGUUCAUUUUUAUGGGACGGCCUGAACGUUUCCCAUGUGCAAAAAAGAAAAAAGAAAAUACUAAAACAAUACAUAGAAUGGCAACAACUGCUACUUACAAAAGGAGAGGAGGACAGCAGAUCUAGUAGAACAUAACAGAGGGGAGAAUCGCCCAGGUCUUAAUUAGACUGGUCACUCACAUCGAUUUUAAACUUAGUAUUCUUCAAAUUAUUUAUUUUCUAUUUGUGUUCUAGUGCAUUCAAACUAAAACCUGGUACGAACGACAAACUGAGCAAGGUCUGUGUGUGUGUGUGUGUGUGUGUGUGUGUAAAUCAUUAAGCAAUGCCCAACCUUCCUGCUACCAUUUAAUUUACAGGUAAUAACAUUCAUCAAAUGGGUCAGGACCCUCCUCAUAUCUCUUCAGGCAGUGGUGGUGGACAAGUUCCAGCAUUCUUUGGGAAUCUUUCACUAGAAUAGCUUGACAUUUUGACAGCCAAACCCCAUAAUGCAGAUGACAUAAUCAGUACCAUUUGGACAACAAUCCAAUUACUUAGCAAAAUGAAUGGGAAUCUACCAGAACUCCAAUUUAAGUCCACUAACUGCACAUUAAUAACGCUGCAGUAAACUUGGUGUGACAGAAAUCAAACUGCCCACGAAUGUCACUAAUGAAUUCAGCUUACUGAGGAAAUAGGGGUUUCCCCUGCCAAAAUGUGCUGUCUCAUUUCAAAAACGAGUUUCACAUAGGCUGUACUAUAACGCUGCAGGAAGCAGAGGAGAAGCUUCCACUCGGAAGCUUUGAAAUCAGACAGUAAUGGUGUAAAACAGUUAUACAGGCCAGUCCAACACACACACACACACACCACUUUAACCCCCGUUGUGUAUUGUGCUGAUAUUGAUGGUACCGUAUGUUUAGAAGCAGGGCUUGGAAACAAGCUGUAUCCUUUUUGGUCUGAUAUUUGUGUGUGUGUGUGUGUGUGUGUGUGUGUGUGUGUGUGUGUGUGUGUGUGUGUGUGUAUGUGUGUGUAUUUUUGCGCUAGCUCACCUGCUACCCCCAAUUACCUACUUAACCUAUACAGCAAACAUGUCGAAUCUAGGUCCAUAUUCUACUAUAAGAGUCUAGAAAGAGUAAUUGCUGUAAAUCAGAUCAAUUACUUUGGUUACAUUUCAACUCAUUCAUUCUUGUACUCGGGGAAAUUGGGAAGUUCCUUUGGGAAUGAUUGAACGUGGCAGGGUGGUGCUUAAUACCAAAAGGACAGUACCAGUGCCAGGCGACUGCAACCACUAACACGUAAACCAUGUACAUAGACCAGACGGCCCGUAGAUGAAUAUUUACCCAGUCACGGGCCGUCCCAGCCCCAUUCCUGCAGCUCCGUGUCAGAGUUUACAGAGGGUUCUGCUUCAGAGGCAAGACUCAGCCAUCCGUCUGGGCCACAGCGCUGGCCAAUCGCGAACGGCCCCGCCCGGCCUUUCUCCGCAGCACCGGUUAGCUGCUGUCUCACGCACAAGAUGUUUUCUUUUUACACAACAUACGAGCUCGGUUCACUUUUUUUUUCUUUUUUUUUUUGACUCUCCACUCUGUGGCGGUUCCCUUUCAAGUGAGAGGAGGAUGCCACAGAACCCCUAAUCCAGUCACGGCAGUCCUGCCUCACCCCACACAUUGGGGGGAGGGUCAUUUUCACCUGGCACGGUGGCAUCACUCGUGAUAAACGUCAGGAUUCAUCGCUUGGACACCGCGUGCCAUGUGUCUGCCAAGCAGUCCACCUGAACUCCACUUUGCAGUGACUCUCUCUAGAGAUUGGAAAUAAAGAGAUUCGUUUGAACUAAUGCUGGUGCUAACACACGCCCUCUGUGUUUAUACAUUUCAGAAUGUGAAUCUGCUAGGUAACUGCUGCUCUGUGCGUGCGCGUGUGCGCGCGAAAAUGGCCAAAUCAGAAAAAAGGCAGUUUCAUGAUUCCUCCACCCCACUAUGGCACUGAUUUAAUACUUUUUAUCAUUCAUUGGAUUUGUGUACCGCCAUUUCUACUUGAGUAAUGCAGACACACCGUUCUGGUUCCUCCUCCCAGAUGUCAAGGGUGGGGACUAGUUUUGAGCAAACUGACUCUAGUGAAUCUAAUUUAGUGCCAACUGAUCUUACCUCUCUAAUGUCAUAUUACAAAUCAUCAAGAACCGUGUACGUCCACCAGUCUCGACCAGAGAGUGGUGCACUGGUAAUUCAUGCCAAGUCCAACAGUUGACUAUUUAACGUGGACGGGCCCUCACCUCCUUCUAGGCUCCAUUAUCGCCUUACACUUCAAAUCACAGUUGUAAAUAUCUUUUCCAUGUAGAAUAUAAAGAUUUAUAUUCAAUAAAAUAUGUCAAAAACAUAUUUAAAUUUAAAAAUAGAAUGAUAAGUUCUAUUUAGAGUAUUUAGUAAUUUGGCAACUUUGCCAAAAUAGGAUUUAGAUGAAUUUCAUAUACUGUGGUACAAAAAUACUUUAUUAACUCAAAUGAACCACCCAGUGUGCAUGAACAUGUACAUUUUAGUAUGUAAUUAUGUAACAUAUGUCUAAAAGUAUACAAUGUGUGUGUGUG